Messenger RNA from Vollenhovia emeryi, 5967 nucleotides. It is a transcript of the gene Mcr, whose product is annotated as CD109 antigen. Gene Ontology annotation, molecular function: protein binding; endopeptidase inhibitor activity. Gene Ontology annotation, cellular component: extracellular region. NCBI's taxonomy places the organism in Eukaryota, Metazoa, Arthropoda, Insecta, Hymenoptera, Formicidae. The transcript is spliced from 6 exons. The coding region runs from base 372 to 5318 and encodes 1648 amino acids. The record is from RefSeq and is a predicted model, not a curated record.
AAUCAUCUGCUGUUAUCCGAGAUUAAAGUUAGUCCGCAUUGAUAAAAACGGGCAUACGGGAGAUAGGGACUGCGGGUUCGAAUCUACAUACUACAUAUCUAUGGGGUGAGCAACUGAUUGCUGCUGCUCGCGAGCGAGGGCGCGCGCGGUAUUCUCCGAUUCCGCCUUCCGCCCCGCGCGUCAUCAGGGACGAAAUAUAAGUUUGUAACGGGCCACUCCUCUACGGCCGCGGAGUCAUCUGCGCGAUGCGCGUAACCGACGCUCUGUUCUGAGUAUCCUCGCCCGUGGACGCGCGGUGAUGCUGAUCGCGCGCGACUCUCGCUGACACGGCGGACUCGACUCUACCAGGAAAUCGACGACCCCGAGAAAAAAUGUUGGCCCGGAUCCUCCUGUUAUUCCUGGCUUCUGGAAACUGCCAGUUCACCCAGUACCCCCAGGAGUACCCCCAGGAGUUCCCCCAGUACCCCCAGGAGUACCCCCAGUUUCCCCAGUUUCCCCAGGAGUCGACGGAAUCUACCCCCAGGCUUCCGUGGAAUCGCUAUGACGACCGGGAUCAGAGUACGGGAUUUCGGAAUCCGAGUCAAAAUGAGAAUCUCAUAAUUAAAGAAUCCACAUACUUCAUAGUUGCUUCUCGCAUGGUUCGACCAGGCCACGUGUACAGAGUUGCUGUAAGCAUUCUUCUUAGUCCCGUGCCUAUUACGGUACGUACAUCCAUUCAGAGAAAUGGCGUGGAGAUAGGGGCGGACUAUCAAGACAUGAAAGAGGGCAUACCUGAGACGCUGAUGAUUCGCAUGCCACCCACCUCCGUGGGUGGUGACUACAGGCUGCGCGUGGAAGGGACCUACGGCAGUUUGAAAGGCGGCCAGGCCUUUCUUAACGAGACCAAAUUGAUAUUCUCGCAACGUUCCAUGACUAUUUUUGUACAGUUGGACAAGCCCAUGUACAUGCAGGGUGAGACAGUGCGAUUCAGAACGAUCCCGAUAAAUACGGAGCUGAAGGCUUACGACAAUCCCGUGGACGUGUACAUGUUGGAUCCGAAUCGAAAAAUCAUGAGGCGAUGGCUCAGCAGACAGAGCAAUCUGGGCACAGUGUCGCUGUCGUACCAGCUUUCCGACCAGCCGGUUUACGGAGAGUGGAUCUUGCAGGUGAUAGCGCAGAAUCAAGUGGAGGAGAAGACGUUCCUCGUGGAGGAAUACUAUCAAACGCGCUUUGAAGUCAAUGUUACGAUGCCGGCCUUCUUCUUCGACAACGAUCCGUACAUUUAUGGUAUCGUGCAGGCAAAUUACACCUCGGGCGCGCCGGUGAGGGGUAAUCUGACCCUGAAGGCCAGUUUCAAGCCGCUGGAUAGAAUACGCAAUCCCUCGGUCCCCAUCGAUCCGGUCGAGAGAUACUUCAACUUCAACGAAUAUUAUCCGUCGUGGUUCAGAAUAUUAAAUCCGUACGAGGACAGACUACCAGUACUGAGGUUCUACAACGGAACGUACCACUUCCGGUAUCCCAUGCAGGAGUUGCUGAGCUUCGUUCCGUCGACCGACGGAUUGGAAGUCACUGUGGUCGCGACGGUGGGCGAGAGAUUCUUGGACGAGGUGGUAGUCGGCUACUCCACGGCGAGGAUCUUUAAUUCCACCACGAAGGUCCGUUUCCUCGGCGGCAGUCCACAGGUCUUCAAGCCGGCGAUGCCGUUCACGUUAAAUGUGGUCGCGUCCUUCCACGACGACUCGCCGCUGCGGUCCACGCAGCUGAGGGAUGUCAUGAUGGAGAUCCGCGCGGAUGUCGAGAUGCGAACUGGCGGACGUCGUACCAUCGACACCAUAUACCCGAGGGCGACGCCGGAACACGCGGACGUCUGGACCGUGAAGAUGGAUCUCAGGAGACUGCUCGGGCUGGAGCACGACGCCAAUCGCGCCAAUCAGAUACUGAACGACGUUGUCUCCAUGAAGGUCUACGCGCACAUCACCGACGGCGAGGGCUACCGGGCGCAGACCGAGCUGCUGUUGCUCGCCCACGAGUCCCCGAACAUGAAGCACAUCAAGAUAUCGACGUCCACUGAGAAGCCUAAGGUCGGCCAGUACAUGGUGUUCCAUGUGCAGACCAACUUCUACAUCGACUCCUUCCACUAUAUCAUCAUGGCCAAGGGUAUAAUACUUCUGAACGGCGAGGACACCAUGCAGCACAAUAUAAGAACCUUCGCGAUUCCUCUUAGCCCUGAGAUGGCGCCCGUCGCGACGGCGGUAGUGUAUUACGUGGGGCGCUACGGCGAGGUCAUUGCAGAUUCCCUGACCUUCCCGGUGAACGGGAUUUCGCGCAACAAUUUCACCGUAUUCAUCAACAAUAAGAAGGCAAGGACAGGCGAGCGCGUUGAAGUGGCCAUCUACGGCGAGCCCGGGUCCUACGUCGCCCUGUCGGGUAUCGAUCGGUCGUUCUACACCAUGCAGGCGGGCAAUGAGCUGUCGUAUGCGAACGUGAUCACGAAGAUGUCGCACUUCGACGAGGAGACCAACGGCACUAACACGCACACCUGGCAGUACCACGACGGCGAUCCGGACGAGUUGGUGUACUUCCCGUCCUCCACCUUCGGCAUCGACGUCAAUCGCACGUUCGACUACAUCGGCCUGGUCGUCUUCACGGACGCCGUAUUACACCGGCGGCCCGAGCUCUGCAACCGGACGCAAGGAUACGGCGAGUGCCUGACCGGUCGAUGCUACAGACUGGAUAAGAAAUGCGACGGCAUAUUCGACUGCGACGACGGCACGGACGAGGCGCGAUGCGUCGUGCGGAACGCGACUGACCUGGCACAGUUCCGCAAGUGGCGGUUUAACCGGAUCCAACGGCACUACGAGAACGUCUGGCUGUGGAAGGAUAUCAAUAUCGGCCCGCAUGGCCGACAGAUCUUCGAUCUGGACGUGCCGCGAAGGCCGGUACACUGGAUGGUCACCGCGUUCAGCAUGUCGCCCACCAUCGGGUUCGGUAUGCUGCCGAAGGCGCUCGAGUACAUCGGAGUCCUGCCGUUCUACAUAAACGUGGAGAUGCCGACGCACAGCAGACAGGGCGAGCAAAUCGGCAUUCGCGUGUCCGUUUUCAAUUACAUGCGUUACAACAUCGAGGCGACAGUGAUCCUGGCGGGCUCCAACGACUACAAGUUCGUCCACGUUGAGGACAGCGGCAUCGUGCAAUCGUACAUGCCGCGCACCUCUUUCGGCGAGCAUCAGUUCUUCAUCUGGAUCCCCGCGCAGGACGCCAGUAUCGUUUAUCUGCCCAUCGUACCGGUGAGGCUCGGCGACAUCAAAGUCCACGUCUACGCGACCACUUUGAUCGGCAGGGACUCGGUGACUCGCAAUCUGCACGUCGAGGCGGACGGGGUGCCGCAGUAUCGGCAUCAGUCGUUCCUGCUCGACCUCAGCAAUCGCGCCUACGUGUUCCAAUACAUGCACGUGAACAUCACCGAGACGCCGAUCAUCCCGUACGACGAGAACCGUUACUACGUAUUCGGGUCCAACAAGGCGAUCAUCAGCGUGGUCGGCGACGUGGUGGGAGCGAUCUUCCCAACGAUGCCGGUGAACGCGACGAGCCUUAUGAAUCUGCCCAUGGACUGCGCCGAGCAGAACAUGUUCAGUUUCGCCGCCAACAUGUACACCAUCCUGUACAUGCGUUCCGUCAUCCAGCGGAAUCGCACGCAGGAGAAGGAGAGCUUUUACCAUAUGAACGUCGCCUACCAGCGACAGCUGUCGUUCCUGAAUCCCGACGGGUCCUUCAGCUUUUUCCGCACUGACUGGAACCAGUCGAUGCCGAGUGUCUGGCUGACGGCGUUCUGCACGCGGAUAUUCCAGGAGGCCAGCUUCUACGAGUGGGAGAACUACCUGUAUAUCGAUACCGAGGUGAUCACCCAGGCCGUUUCUUGGUUAUUGAAGCAUCAGACGGAGGACGGCGCGUUCUACGAGGUGACCUGGCUGCCGGACCGGAAGAUGAAUACCUCCUAUAUGUACGACACAAUCCCCCUUCGGAACAUCAGUCUCACCGCUCACGUGCUCAUCACGCUGGAGACUGUCAAGGACCUCACGGGUGGCCUAGGUGCCCAAGUGGCUCUAAGCAGGGCUAACGCUAUCAAAUGGUUGGAGAGGAACCUGAAGCAGCUGGAGAAUCACGGUAACCCUUACGAGAUAGCGAUAGUGGCCUAUGCGCUCUUAGUAGCGAAAGCCUCGACUGCUGAGCAAGCCUUCCACAUCCUGGCGAGACACGCGCGGAAUGAAGGCGGAAUGACGUACUGGGGCAGAGAACCAGUGCCGAUUGCCCCGUACAAGAUGGAGAAUCAGAAGCCCUUCCUGCUGCCACGUUUACCCUACAAAUACGACUCGGAGAACAUAGAGACAACUGCGUACGCGCUGCUCGUUUACGUCGCCCGGCAGGAGAUUAUGUUAGAGCCGAUAGUGGCGUGGCUGAACGGACAGAGAUUGACGGACGGCGGAUGGGCCUCCACCCAGGAUACCGUUUGGGCGAUGAAGGCACUAAUGGUGUAUACCGAGAAGUCGAGACUCAGGGACGUCAGUGCGCUCACCGUACAGGUAGAGGCUACUGCUUUGCCGGGGAAGAAGAAGAUGUUGAUCGUGAACGAUAAGAAUCGAGCGAGGCUUCAAACUAUCGAGAUCCCGGAAGCGUGGGGAACCGUGAAAGUACAGGCGAAUGGCGCGGGCUACGCUAUUUUGCAAAUGCACGUGCAGUACAAUGUGGAUAUAAAGAGAUUCCAAAUACAGCCGCCGGUUCAAGCCUUCGAUCUAGUCACCAGAGCGAAUUUCCAUGGCAGAAAUCAGUCUCACAUUUCGUAUUUUUGUUGUCAAAGAUGGACGAAUCUCAACGAAUCUGUGCGUUCUGGCAUGGCUGUGCUGGAUGUCGGCAUACCAACCGGCUACAUAAUUCAACAGCAAACUCUAGACAGAUACAUUCUAUCGAGGCGGGUGAGGAAUCUUCAGAGAGCGCGUUUCCAAGAGAGGAAGGUGCUAUUCUACUUCGAUUAUCUAGACAACGAAGAGACGUGUGUGAACUUCACGGUGGAACGCUGGUAUCCGGUCGCAAAUAUGUCGCGAUACCUUUCAAUACGCGUUUACGAUUACUAUGCGCCAGAACGCUUUAACGAAUCUAUAUUCGACGCACUGCCUACGUACACAUUAAAUAUAUGCGAGGUUUGCGGCAGCUCCCAGUGCCCCUACUGCCCAAUUUACAAUGCUGCUAGGCUCUUAACUACGCCAGCAGGUUUCCUGCUUAUCGCGUCGCUCGUCGUCACGAUAACAAGGUACUUCCGAACGCAGCAAUUCGGCGACGGCUAGCGAUAACGCAAAAGUCAAAGCAUUCGAAUCUUAUCCAUUUCUUAUUGCCAUGAUUCGCCCCCGUUAACGAAGUCCAAAUAUGGAACGAGACGAUAAUCAGAACUUAGUACAUGUCCAUGAAUCUCAUUUUUAAAUAUCUCAAGAUUUUUAUAUAAUUUUACAAAUCUGAUAUGCGCUUGUGCAAUGACCAAUGCGGAAUGGUGAGUUUUAAAUGUCAGUUUCUUUUUCCAGUGAAGAUAAUCACUUUUAGUCACUUUGACCAAUAAUUUUGACUAUUGUUUUUCUUCUCAAUACUCUUUUUUUUUCUACACAAUCUCCAUAGCAUAGAUUUCGUAAUUGUAAAAAUAUCAUAUCUUUUCGUAUACUUAUUUUCAUAUAUUUUUGCACCUUUAACGAUACUUUAGAUUAUAUUUUGUCAAGAUUCAAUUAAGAACAAUUAGUAUUUUAUCACUUGCUCGAAGACUUAUGAUCAAAGCCCGAUCUCAGUAGAGCUACUCCAAGCACGUGUUAGCAAGUGCUGUGAGAAACAGUACCGUCCAUGCCGCGCCGUCUAACGUAGCAUAGGAAACACCGUCACAUAGGCUACAAAAAUAUUUAUAUAAUUUUAUUUGUGUUUACUUAAUAAUAUUUUUGUAUGUUUAUACAUACA